AUGACAAUGGCUGUGAUGGUGAGGUGCUACCUGCUCUGUUUACUAACUCUUGCACUGUGUUGUGCUAGUGGGUUAGUAUGGGCUGAUAGUCCUAAAGCUUCUGAUGCCCUUAUUAAACCUUCUACUGUUGGUGUUCCUUCUCUUGUUCGUCGUGCUAUUCCUGCACAGGAAGAAGAAGGUUUUUGGCUUCAUCAUGUGGAAGAGGAGGAUGGGGAAGAUGAAGAGCAUCUUUCUGCGUCUCCUUCUUGUGGUGAUAGUUCGAAUUCUCCUGAUUGUCGUAAAUCUGUUGCUGCUGAAAGAACAGUUAGUGGGAAGGGACUUAAACAGGAGAUGAGCGAAAGGGAAGAAUAUGUUAAAACACGUCAAGAACUGGAACGGGCAAAUUCCGAACUUGAGACGACACAAGCAAAACAGCAAGUCCAUCAACGCAAAGUUGCAGAAAAUAGCAAACAAUUAAGUCCGCCUGAGGCAAAGUUAGUUGAAAUGUCUCUUGACCCUUUACAGUCCUCUCCUGAUCAACUAAGUGAACAGGCUUCUUCUCUUUCUCCCCAUUCUGAAGAGCCACCUAAACUUAUUUCUGAAGUAUCCAGCAAACCAAAUACAGAUGACACUCUUAAUAGUGCUGUUACUGCCUCUGGAAAACCAAAAGAAGGACUUGAAGUUGCAAAGGGCCAAAGGGAUCCUGGUAGUGGUGGUGCGCCUAGUCAACUGGAUGAAGGUUCUGCUGGUCCUACUGGUGGCAGUUCAGGUUCUCAUCCCUCUACUCAUACGCAUAAUAAUACAACACCUGCUGAUCCUGAUACUGCAAUUUCUACUCCUGCUUCUCCUGCAGCUGACGAUCAAACUGGAAACACUGGCAGCAGUACUGCUGGAGAAACUGCAGCUCACCACGGCAAUAAAGCACCACAACCUUCUUCUUCUAACAAACCUGACACAGGUAAUGCCGGUGAAUCUGAAACUUCAACGACCGAGAGUGGUACUGCGUCUGCACAGAGUGAGUCAUCAAGCAACCAAUAA
Trypanosoma theileri is the source of this 1017-nucleotide messenger RNA. RefSeq lists its product as uncharacterized. Lineage: Eukaryota; Euglenozoa; Kinetoplastea; Trypanosomatida; Trypanosomatidae. The record is from RefSeq and is a predicted model, not a curated record. The transcript has a single exon. Bases 1 to 1017 code for a protein of 338 amino acids.